CUACUUACAGACAGUGUAUGCUACAGGGUCCAACCGUUUUCCAGCUUUUAUACAGUCGGCAAACCAGUUUUCUUUGACGAAUACGCAGUCUUCAGGGAAAAGCUUGCGGAAGUUCGAGAGUUGAUUCGCACUCCCAAUGAUAUCAGGCGGAACUACUGCAUGAGUGGCGUCGUUCAACUCCGCUUCUUUUUCCACUACGUACCCUCCGUUUUCCACAAUCAAAUCUACAAGCUUUUCAACGGAGACCCGCUCAAAACCAUAAACAGACACAACGAGAUCUGUGAACAAAGACGAAUGUUCCGGAGUGUGGUAACCGUCCCCGUCCGAGUCACUUCCAGCGGUGUCUUUUUCAGAAACUUGCCUACCAGCUGAGGUGCUGGGCUCCGGGCUGAAUUUUUCGCGCUUGCGAGGAAUUCUUCGCAGUCUGGGGUCCCGCCUGGUCCUCAACUCGCUUAGUUCCUCAUCGUCGACUUCCUCUUCAGAUGAACUGAUGGGUUCAUCAUCGCUGGUCUCUUCAUCGCCUUCACUCCAAUCGUGCUCAGAAGCACUGCUAGAAGCGCUUGUGCUGUCUUCUUCUUCCUCCUCCUCCUCGGCAUCCUCUGAGCCACUUUCAGUCUGCUGAGCGAUCUUGGCCCUAUUGUCAGGCUUCCGCGGUGAUCUAUGGGGACGCUUGCUAGGCCCAGCGACAGCUUGUUGCGGAGAUCGAGGUCGUGGUUCGUCUUUUUCCUCAUCCUUGUUAUCCUCUGAACCACUUUCAUUCUGCAGAGCAAUCUUAGCCCUCUUGUUGGGCUUACUCGGCGAUGUAUUGGGACGCUUACCUAAAUUCCACACAAACCUUACUCUUAGGAACUCAAACCUUACUCAUUUUGCCCAGAAAUGGUAAAACUACUAACUAGGCCCGGCUGCAUCCGGUUGUGGAGACAAAGCUCGUGGUGAUCGCUGAUGACGAGCAAAAUAGUAAACAUACGUUGGUACGCCAUGAUUCGUUAUACACUUUUUGAGCAUCCUCUCUACCGUAUACCAGUCUGAAGGAAAUGCCAAUUGACUUUGAAGAAUCCACCAAUGAAACGCGACUGCACGUUAGUAAUUAUACUGGUUUCAUGGCAGCGAAUAAUAAAAAAAUUAAAAAUGAAUAACUCUAUGCUUACUACUCAAUGCAACAAAAAGUACCACAUCCUCUUUCCAUCCUGAGGAUGUCGAAGGCUGUUGACUAUCGCCACCAGCAGCAGUUCCUUAAAUGUAGAUAUUUAUCGGUCAAUGUAUGUAUAUGGAAACAAUUGUAUAUCCCCAAGUAUGACCUCUGUUUUCUUUCACAUCCUCCACUAAAUGACAGUCGCCCAAUUUCAUAUCUCCCAUACGGGAUAUGAGCUCGUAUCGUUCAGCAAUCGUUGGAUCUUUAGCUCGUAAAGCCGAAAAAACACCUCCAUUGCCGAACUUGCCACUGUUGUCUACACAAUGCAGAAUAAGGCACAGUGUAGUUUUGUCCUCAUCGCUUCUUUGUGGCUUCGUAACAUCCCCAUGAACAUAGAAGAGAACAGAACCUUCCUCAACCUCAUCGCCAUACUCAGAGUUAUGGUUCCCCACAGUAGGAAGAGGUAGUUUACUUGGUUCAUAACCAUUCGCGGCCCACAUUGCUUUUUUCUUCUCUUCCGCUGUUUUUCUACGUUUUUCAGCUGCUGCAGCACGAUCUUGCUCUGCUCUUUUCAUUUUCUCCGGAGAUAGGCCACUUUCCUCUUCGCCUAUGCCAUAUCGUUCACAAGCAACACGACUCCGUUUCGUACGCCUAGUAGUGUUGGCUAGACUCAAAAGGCGAAGUUCCUCAAAAGCAGCCUCAUCUUUAGCCGAAACUCGAAACUGACGUCCUUCGAACACUCGAUAGUCGUUAUAAUCCGUAUCAUUUUUGUCAACUUCGUCCGGAUCCAGUUGUAGCGCUGCGGGAAUCUGAUUUUCUUUGUUCCCCUUCAUUGGCAGCCACUCGCCAACCGCAUUUGUUUCUCCGAUGACACUCUCCAGGUCUUGAUCUGUCAAUUUGAAGCUUUCACUCUUUUGCUCCUUUAGAGUACCCAAGCAUUGCUUGAUCAUUGUCAUCAUAUCGAACGCAGAUAACUUAGUUUCUGUAAAACUCAAGACUUCAUUACCCAUAACCCUAUCAGUGAACUUUAGCUUGUCCCGAAUACGAGCAUUCAUAUAUUGUUCGACAGUAUAACGUCCGAUUAGGCGAAUUACGCGAACUGGUCUGUCCUGUCCAAUUCUAUGACAACGAGCCAUUGCCUGUAUAUCGUUUUGUGGAUUCCAAUCCGCAUCCAAAAAUAUUACAGUAUCCGCACCGGUGAGAUUUAGACCAACUCCACCACUUCGAGUUGUUAAGAGAAAACACCAAGGACUAUCAUCAUCGGAGCUCUUAGUUCGAAAUCUUCCAUUUCUAUCCUUCGCUGCUUUUUGGAACUCAUUAAUCGCGGCAUAGCGUUCCUCAGCACGAACACUGCCAUCGAUACGUUCAUAAUUGUAGUUUCGUAAAGCCAUAAAAUCCUGCACAAUGUCUAGGACAAUAGAGAAUUGGCUGAAUAUCAGACAACGAUGUUUGCGGGCUUUCAAGUAGCGCAGCAAACGAUCCAGAAUCUGCAACUUUCCACUGGCCUCCACGAUGUGCUCACCUUCCUUGAACGGUUCAGGCUCAACACCUUUAAAGAGGUAGGGAUGGACAACACAUUUACGCAGCUGCAUUUGUAUGUUGUUCAAGGAUUGCUGAUUAUUGCCGGUUGUUGAGACAAAAGCAUCAUAAUCUUUUGCUAUAAUGUCUAA
Haemonchus placei is the source of this 2802-nucleotide messenger RNA. The record is from the annotation of a GenBank genome assembly. Lineage: Eukaryota; Metazoa; Nematoda; Chromadorea; Rhabditida; Trichostrongylidae.